This is a messenger RNA of Candidozyma duobushaemuli, 720 nucleotides long. RefSeq lists its product as uncharacterized. NCBI's taxonomy places the organism in Eukaryota, Fungi, Ascomycota, Pichiomycetes, Serinales, Metschnikowiaceae. The transcript has a single exon. Gene Ontology annotation, molecular function: microtubule plus-end binding. Gene Ontology annotation, biological process: cytoplasmic microtubule organization. The record is from RefSeq and is a predicted model, not a curated record. Gene Ontology annotation, cellular component: microtubule plus-end; cytoplasm; nucleus. Bases 1 to 720 code for a protein of 239 amino acids.
AUGGACUUAUUCGUGUACAUCACGUCGGAUCUCACGGCGUCCGAAAGAAGAAUCUCGCCACAGUGGCUGGUGCAGUACUUUUUGCAAAGAUUGGAGCAAAUCACCGGCGUGGAGACUGCCUUCCAGACUCUACACUACUAUCCUGUCAAGACCUCCAGUGAGUACCAGGUUGUCCACAAAGCCGGUGAAAAGACCGACAAAAACGUGUCUGAUUUGGGAAUUGCCGCUUAUUCAAGAAUACACGUGAUUGACGAAAACCCGGACCUGACGCUAGCGGCGUUGGAAGAUAACUCAGAAGGAUUCCAGCUUUCAGAGGAGGAGUACGCCAAGCGAAACAACACGGUGCUUCUGUGGAAGAAACAGAACCAACUCGGCCGUUUUGAUCCGAAAUUUGACGAACAGCAGAGAUUGAUCCAGGAGCAGAACGAGAGACUUGCUGAAGGGAUCACUGUGGGAAGCAGGUGCCGUGUUAUCAACAUAGCCAGUGAGAGGAGGGGCGUUGUCAGGUACGUUGGCAAGAUUCAGGAGCUCGAUGAAGGUGAGAGCUUUUGGGUGGGAAUUGAGUUUGACGAGCCUGUGGGUAAAAACGACGGUCUGAUUGGACUGCUUCGUGUUUUUGAAGCGAAGCCAAAUCACGGCAGCUUUGUGAGACCCAAGCAGGUCGAAGUUGGUGACUUUCCUGAGCUCGAUCCAUUUGCCAGCGAUGAAGAGGAGAUUUAG